Molecule: messenger RNA, 7954 nt
Organism: Lagopus muta (rock ptarmigan)
Lineage: Eukaryota; Metazoa; Chordata; Aves; Galliformes; Phasianidae
Gene: LMBRD2
Product: LMBR1 domain containing 2
Exons: 18
Coding region: 361-2427 (688 amino acids)
Biological process (GO): adrenergic receptor signaling pathway
Cellular component (GO): membrane
Source: RefSeq, a predicted model, not a curated record
ACGGCCCGACCGCGGUUCCCGUCACUGGGCUGCGGGCGGCCGGCGGGCCUGGGCUCCGCCCGGCGCUGAGGAAGCGGGGAUCCGACGCUCGUUUUUCGGCUUUGCGCCCAUUUUCGUGUGCUUUAUCUUCCGCUGCGGCCCCCGCGGCGCUUCGGGCUGUGUCACAGGGCGGCUGUCGUUGCUUUGGCGCCGUGUGGCAUCCGGCCUCGGCUGCUUAGAGCCUCCUAUCGCGGGCAGGAUCGUGCCCGCGGCAGCGCGACGCGUGGCACGAGGGGCCCGGCCGGGCACAGCCGCGAGCGGAGGGUUCUAAUCAGCCUUCUUAUGUGAGCUCUGCUGUGUGUCUGGAGUGAACCUUCAAUAAUGAGUGGUGCAGCGUUGGGCCUUGAGAUUGUGUUUGUCUUUUUUCUGGCCUUAUUCCUACUUCAUCGAUAUGGAGACUUCAGGAAACAGCAUAGGCUGGUGAUCAUUGCAACAUUACUGGCUUGGUAUCUCUGCUUUCUAAUUGUAUUUAUAUUGCCUUUGGAUGUCAGUACGACAAUUUAUAAUCGAUGCAAGCUUGCUGUUAACUCCAGCCCUGCAGAAACCAAUGGCUCUUUUGUUACUCUUGCUCCAAGCAAGCAAAAAUGUUUCAAACCAUGGAGUUACAUCCCUAAUGGAAUUAUGCCAAUUUUCUGGCGUGUUGUAUACUGGACAUCACAAUUUUUAACAUGGAUUCUGCUACCUUUCAUGCAAUCGUAUGCUAGGUCAGGAGGGUUCUCCAUUACUGGAAAGAUUAAAACUGCACUGAUUGAGAAUGCAAUAUAUUAUGGCACUUAUCUGCUGAUUUUUGGAGCAUUUUUAAUAUAUGUUGCUGUAAACCCAAAGUUCAAUUUACAAUGGAAUCAACUUCAGACUAUUGGGAUAGCUGCUGCAAACACAUGGGGUCUCUUUCUUCUUGUGUUGCUGUUGGGCUAUGGUCUGGUGGAAAUUCCCCGUUCUCACUGGAAUGGGGCUAAGAGGGGUUAUCUUCUCAUGAAGACCUAUUUCAAAGCUGCCAAACUGAUGACUGAAAAAGCAGAUGCAGAGGAGAAUUUGGAGGAUAUUAUGGAGGAAGUUCGUAAAGUAAGUGAGAGUAUCAAGUAUAAUCACCCUUUGAGAAAAUGUGUUGACACAAUACUGAAAAAGUGUCCUACUGAGUACCAGGAAAGAAUGGGUAGGAACAUGGAUGAUUAUGAGGAUUUUGAUGAAAGACAGAACAGUUAUCCAAGUGAAAAAAGUUUGGUCAAGCUUCACAAGCAGGUGAUUUAUUCAGUACAAAGGCAUCGUCGUACGCAGGUCCAGUGGCAAAUUCUUCUAGAACAAGCCUUUUACCUGGAAGAUGUGGCAAAAAAUGAGACUAGCGCAACUCGACAGUUUGUUCAUACUUUUCAGUCCCAGGAACCAGAGAAUAAAAUUAUUCAGUAUUUCUACACACCAACAAUUGAGUGGUACUGGGAGUGUCUUCUACGACCAUGGUUUUACAGGGUUCUUGCAGUUGUUUUGGCCACAUUCUCUGUAAUUGUUGUGUGGUCGGAAUGCACGUUUUUCAGCACAAGGCCGGUUUUAUCACUAUUUGCAGUAUUCAUACAGCUCGCAGAAAAGACAUACAAUUAUAUAUACAUAGAGAUGGCCUGUUUUCUUACCAUCUUUUUCCUCAGUAUCUGUGUUUACUCCACUGUCUUCAGAAUCCGCGUAUUUAACUAUUACUACUUAGCUUCACAUCAUCAAACAGAUGCAUACAGUCUCCUUUUCAGUGGCAUGUUAUUUUGCCGUCUCACUCCACCAUUAUGCUUGAAUUUUUUGGGCUUGACCCAUAUGGAUGCAACAAUCUCUCACAGAGAUGCUCAGCCAACUGCUUACACAUCAAUAAUGGGAUCAAUGAAAGUGCUGUCCUUCAUUGCAGAUGGAUUCUACAUAUAUUACCCAAUGCUUGUUGUCAUUCUCUGCAUUGCCACGUACUUUAGUUUAGGAACUCGUUGCUUGAAUCUUUUGGGUUUCCAGCAGUUCAUGGGGGACAGUGAAAUGACCUCUGAUUUGAUUGAUGAAGGAAAAGAGUUAAUCCGAAGAGAGAAAAGAAAACGGCAAAGGCAGGAAGAAGGUGAAAACAGAAGAAGGGAAUGGAAAGAACGGUAUGGAAAUAGAGAGGAUUCCACUAGAAACAGGGUUGUCCACACAGAGCAGAAAGAAUCCAGCUUCUCAGAGGCCAAUACUAAUAGACCACUGUCAAAGUACACUCGAACAAAUGGUAGGACUGAAAGAGAUAGAAUAGAACUUCUUCAGGAUGCAGAACCUUUGGAUUUUAAUGCAGACUCAAUUAAUGAUGACCCUCUUGAAUCGGACUCUGGAAGGUACCAGCCUGGUGGAAGAUAUCUGUCAAUGUCUCGAAGCAGAAUAUUUGAGGAUGUCUAAUCUAAAUCUAAAGAAAAAUCAUUGGCAAUCUAUUUCCUAUUCGCUGCUUGGAAAACAUUGUUUUUAUGGUUAUUGCUGAACCAGAAAAGAUCAUUUUUGUUUUAUUAAAAAAAUGAAGAAACAGCUAUAUUUUGGAAAUGUAUCUGUAUGAUAACUCUACCAGUUACAACAAGAAUAUUCUUCUUCUAUUUUAGAUGUUAUUGUGCAUCCAUAUGAGUUUUUAUAAUGACCAAAAGGAGAGAACUAGUAAUUAAAUUACUAGAGAUUAAUUUCAUAAAAAAGGCUCAACUUGAAUUACAAUAUUAAGCUUCAGAAUGAACAUUUUCUGGAAGGUUUUUUUUUUUUGUAUAGAAAAAGAUGCUAUGAGAAAAUCUUGAUGCAUCCAAAGUGCAGUUAUAUUGAUUACAAUAGUGGACACUUACUAAAUUUUCUAUCUAAACAUUUAUGACUAGUCCAAAAUUUACAGAUUUAAAUUAGUCUUCUUUUGGCUUUAGGGUCUUUAGAUCAGACCCUAAAUAAGCAGAAGGACUGAAUGGCAGUCUGUUUUCACAAAUCUUGCUGGCAUUAGUUUUAGAACUAAUGAAAUUUAGAAUAUGUAUUUGUCAAGAAAGGUGAUAUUUUCUUUUCCAGUGUUCAAGGCCAGGCUGGAUGGGACCCUGGGCAAGUGAGUUGCAGCUGUGCCUGGGCAGUGUGUUGGAUUGUCCUUACGGUCCAACCCAAGCAAUUCUAGAUUGUGUGUGUGACUAGAUGAAUAUGGAUGAAGGUUUCACUGUCGUAUGAAUGUAUGUGCAAUAGCAAGGAAAUGUUAUCAAAGGCAUGAUGUUUGCUUAAGAUUUUUACAGUUCUAACUGUUGAAAAAUAUUGGCAGACUAAUGUUUUGGGUUCUUUUUUUUUAAAGCAUAAAAGAAAUCUAAUGUGAAUAAUGAGUUAAAUUUGGAAAAAAAAUUAUUUGCAUAGAUUUCAGACACAGCUUAAAAUUUCUGAGUGUUUCUUUAGAAGAAGGGAAAUACAUAGCACAACUAGAUAAUGAUGAACACUUUUAAUAUUCCACAUGUCCUGUUUGCAUUAUGUAUCAGUUCUUAAGGUGCCUGUAUUUUGCAGUAAAUAGUUGCAAAAAGAUUAAAUGCAUAUUCAUUUAAAUGCCAUUCAAAAAUGCCAAUUAUUAACUAUGUAGAAAUGCUUCUAUUUAAUUUAAUUGGUGUAGAUGCAUUUUAACUGUAGUUUGUCAAAUGAACUUUCAAGUGUAAUCAUAAGGUAAAAGAUGUGAUCAUACUCAUGAUAUCUUGGGAAAUAUGAUUAACUUAAAAUGCUGCUUUAUGGGAAUUUGUCAUAUAUUCUUGCACUUGGGAGUUUUCUUUUUACUUUUUCUUUUUACUUAUUUCUAAAUGAUAAUGAAAAUGGAAAGAGAACAUGCUUCCGUCAUUAAUUUUUUAUCAUGCUUAAAAAGAUAAGCAUCCAUUAAAGCACCUGAGACUGAGAUAGUCUGAAAAGUAAACUUUCAUGAACUACAUGUUCUACUAAUUUUUAGAAGUAGUCUUUUUCUGAAAUAACUGUUAAUGGGGAUCUAACUCUACCUCCUGCAAUUUAGUACAUUGUAUGUUCUAACAGUAGUGGUAUUUAUAAUAUAUUGAUCUUAUAUUAUUAAUUUGAUCUGCCUGUUUUAAAAUACUAUAUUUCUGUUAUGAAGGAGGAAAAAUGCUUGUGUAUAAAUGAUUAUGUAAAUAAAAGGGCAGACAUAAAGUAACCCUCACUUCUGAGGUGAAUACACUGAAUUACAGCCAUGCUCAAAUGUACCCAAGCUCGUGUAAUUUCUAUGUUGCAUGUAAGAGGACACAUUUUAGUUUGAGUAUUUUAUGUCUUAUAAAAGCUUGAUCAGCAUGAUACAGCAUGGCUGUAUCAGGGAAUGAAAGUCAAGAAAAUAGGAUACUUGUUUCUGGAUGCAGACUGUUCUAUAGCAACUUUGUGAUGUUACAUAUUUAAUUUUUAUUAGAUAAUCUUAGAAAUGCUAUUAUUAGUCCAGCCUGAUCUGAAAGAGGUUGUAUAUGUUUUUUGGACAUCCAUCAACAAUUAACAUUUCUAGACUUUAUAUUUCUAUUUUUAUAGCUUGUAUGUCAUUUAAUUGCCCAAAAGUUUAUUUGUAAUUUGUAUUUGUAAAAAUACAUGGAUGAAAUAAGGUGUAAGUUCUUUAUUUAACUCUUGAAAUGUCACUACAAAGGGAUCUAAUUCAGUGCUAAUGGAAAAAUCAUGAAAGGAAUGUUUAUUUUUCAGAGCUCUUGUGAAGUACUCCUAUCUAGCUGCUGUUGACUUCAGAGUAUUGAAUCAGCCUUCUCAGGGCAUGAUUUUUCUGCAUUCAUAGACACAUAGAAUCAUAGAAUUGCUCAGGUUGGAAAAAACCUUAAAAGAUCAUCAAGUCCAACCACAACCUAACCAUACUGCCCUAACUCUAACAACCCACCACUAAAUCAUGUCCCUGAGCACCCCAUCCAAAUGGUUUUUAAACACAUCCAGGGAUGGUGACUCAACCACCUCUCUGGGGAGCCUAUUCCAGUGCUUAACCCUUUCUGUAAAGAAGUUUUUCCUGAUAUCCAACCUAAACCUCCCUUGGUGCAACUUGAGGCCAUUGCCCCUCAUCCUGUCACCAGUGAGAAGAGACCAGCCUUGCUCUCACUGUAAGCACCUUUCAGAUAUUUGAAGAGAGCAAUAAGGUCUCCCCUCAGCCUCCUUUUCCCCAGAUUAAACAGCUCCACUUCCUUCAGUUGCUCAGACACCUGUGGAAUGGUUGCUAACGAAUUUACAAUUGAAACUUGUUGAGGGUUUUAUAUACAAAAGCUAACUAGUUCGUGACAUAAGACAUCUGUGUGUUUUCCUCAGGAUACAGUAAUAUGAGGAUUUUACUGUAAAUUAAUUGCUGUGGGAAUCCAUCUGCUAGUAUUGAAAUUAUGAGGUCAUUUAGAUGGGAAUCUUCUGACCUUUUGUCAUAUGUUGCAGUGGAGUAGUAGAGUAACUAAUGGCUUUUUGAAACCACAGACAUGAGGGCUUUAAAAUAGCUCAACAGCUCUCUCUGGAUAGUGCUUAGAGAUCCCCAGUGUCACAUACCAGCUGGAUACUAAAGGUUUAAAUAAGGAGAUGAUAAGUGAUGUCAUCCGUGUGAUGUUUCAUCCAUGUAUUCAUUACUGACUAACAGUUAUUACUCUUGCUCUAAGUGCAAUUUGUAGCUAAUUCGUGUUUCAAAAAGUAAUUGUAAGUUCCUAUGACUAAAUAUGAAAAGCUUUUAACUAAAGAUGACUGGUUACAAUAAAAGAACAUUACAGAACCAAGCUACGUACCUGCACAACAUUUGCUGUGUACUUGAGCUCACUGCAGACUACUUCAGUUACUGCUUAUAAAAAUAAUGCAGAACUUGCCUGGGGGUUAAGUAAGUGCCUGACUGUGGCAUCUGUACUGAGUUCUUUGCUACUGUAAUUAUACUCUAAAAAUAGCCUAUAUUAAAAGAAAUAUAAGUAAAUAAACUAAAACCAGCUUUGGCAUGUUUAAGCUGUGAUUGUAAUGUAUGUUAAUGUUUUUCUUGCAGCACAUUUGAUGCUCCAGAUUUGAUAAUUUGAAGUAAAACGAGCUUGCAAAGUUUGCUUUAGGAAACAGAAUGUUUAUUAAUUCUGUUGGUAUAUAGUCAUGUUUAUUUGCAACUAAAGAAUGUCAAUUAUAUCUUUAUUUACAAUUCCACUUUUUGAAUUACCAAGCAGCCAAAGUGUACUUCUUAUGCUGUGAGCACCACUUACACAUAGAAAUUGCACCAAGCAACCACCCAAGAUUGUAAACCAGUGAAAAGUAAAUUGUCACAAACUUUACAAAGCGGGAGUGAAAACAGUAACUAUUUUAACACUCUGUCAGUGCUGGAUUUCUUAGACAGUACAGAUAGCAAAAAGCUCUGGUCUAGUCUUACUGUUCCUGCUAGAACUGUAGUUCUGUAUUUUCAGGCAUUUAAGCAUGUACAUGUUCUGCUAACUUACACAUACCAGGAAAUGAGCCCUCUCUGCAUGUUAAGGCACAGCACUUAGUGAUGUAAAGUAAGGAAUUUUUUUAUGAGGGAAUACAAAAAAACCUGAGCUUCUAGUCUGUGUUAGCAAGUGACAAUUUGGGCAUACUAUGGUAUAUUCUAUCAUAUGAGUACGGCAACAAACUUUAAACUACUGUAACUUACACUACUGGAAAAAUCACAGUAUACAAUAUGUCUCUGCUUUGCAAUCAAGCACUUGUAAAAUAAAUCGUCAUUAGCAGUAUUAAAGGGAAUGGUGGAAAGCUGCUAUCUGUUCAAUAUUUAUUCUUACUAUUUUAAAACAAUCGUGAUUUUUAGAUAUGAAAUAUUACCAAUGGUUACUCUGAUUAUCAGUAAUGAUGAUAAUUCUCACUUUACUAAAUUUAUCUCAGAAUAUUGUCAAUGUUUAAUGAAAAAAUACAUUAUUUCUUCCAAAUUUCAUUACUGCUGCUAAUUACUUGCAGUUUGAGGGGAUUUACAGUACCAAAUAGAGAUCAUUUUGUGAAUGGAAACUUUCUGUGAGGCUUCUUAAGGAAAUCUGCCUAUUCAUAACAGAAUCGUUUCCAUAUGUAUAAUUAAAAGAAAUGCCACUCAUUGCGUAUAUUGUCUCCUAGCUUUUAAUUUUUGUUUUAGCAUUCGGAAAAUGAUCGAUUUUUUUACAGAGCAACUUACUGGUGUAUCUUGUAAAUGUUUUGAAAUUUUUACGUUCCUUUUCCCUAAUAAACUCUGCAGGAAUAUGCUGUUUCACAGCAGUUCUUUUGAUAUUAUCUGUGCCUCUAAUUAAGUAGUCUAAUCUGAAGCUGAGACACUCCUACACCAUUUGAUUAUGUUGACAGAAACACAGCAUCCCUUGCAGAAUAGCACCUUGAACUAGAUCCCUUUCUAGUAUAUAGAUUGCUGUCAUUGAUUAUAUUGCAUUACAUUUGGUCUCUUCUGUUUCAGUUGUGUGGUAAUGCCAAUCACGUAUGUUCUUUGUCUCCAUUAAAAUGCACUGGAAUGUAUUCCUCAGCAUGCUUAAUUUUGUGUGCGUGUGUUUUAGAUGUAAUUGAGAGGCAAUAAUAAUAUACAACUUCAAUUAUUUCUUCAGGAUAGUGUUGUUGUAUUUGACAUUCCUGUGAAUUAUAGUAGUUCAAGUGUGAUAUCUUAAUUGUCACUGUAGGAAUUAUUUUCUUUAAGAGAUCACUUUAAAUUUCUAUGGAAGUGUCUGGAAGACAAGGGAAAUCAUUUUCAAAUAUGGCUGUAGUAACAGAAGAUGUUUAUUCUCCAGUGUAUAUCAAGAAUAGGCUGUAGGAGUGCUGCUCAUGGAUAGACUAGCUUCUCUUGCCUUAUGAUACAAGUACGUGUGCAUAAAACAUUGUUUUAAAAUUCACUGAGUUAUAAAUUUUCCUGUGUAGUAUUUAAAUUAUUGAUGUACUGGAUAUAUUUUUGAAAUGUAUGUUAAAAUAUCUAGUCAAUGACUUAAGUUGGCAUGAAAUAAAUCAUUUCUGCAAUACA